AUGACUAAAUCCGAAACAAUCGUCGUUAUUGGUGCGGGCGUUAUCGGCCUCUCAACAGCACUGCUGAUUCAAGAGAACUUGGGGAGCCAGCAAUCGGUCCUGCUGGUGGCAAGAGAUUUUCCUUGGGACAGCUCUAUCAACUAUGCUUCUCCGUGGGCAGGGGCACAUUACCGCCCAGUGCCAGGCUCCUCGCCGCAGGCUCUGCGAGAAGCCAACCAAGCCCGACGAACAUAUCAGCAUCUCAAGGAAAUCGCACUCACAAGUCCUGCGGCUGGCAUACAGUUGGUUCCGGGCGUUGAGCACCUGGAGAAACCCCCUGCGGAAUACUUGGACACUCAGAGUGUGAACAAUGUCUACUCCCACUUACCCGAUUUUCAAUAUCUAAGCAAGAACGAGCUCCCAGCGGGCGUGAAGUGGGGGGUCAAGUAUGGCACCUAUGUGAUUAACUCUCCCGUCUACUGCGCGUACAUGCUGCGCAAAUUCGUGCUGAAGGGAGGCUCUACGCACAAAUACAGUCUUGUCAACAUCAAAGAAGCGUUCACUCUCGCCGAUAAUGUUAAGACGGUGGUGAAUUGCUCUGGAACCGGAUUCGCUGAUCCGAAAUCCUUCAUCAUUCGGGGUAUGUGCAUCAAAUCCAAAGAAAUGAAGACUCAGGGAAUAUUCUCACUUGUGCAUGCACCCGAGAGAUCAGGGCGACCAUCGCUGACUAUUGAUGAAGGCCAAACCUGCCUGGUUCGUAAUCCCGUUUCUUCAACCAUCACACGCCAGAAUGGGGAUGGAUCAUGGUCUUUCUGUAUUCCACGCCCUCUGGACGGCGGUACUGUUAUCGGAGGUAGCAAGCAACCCCACGAUUGGGAUCCCAAUCCCUCCCCGGAGAUUCGCGCUCAACUCCUGACCAAAGCCGCGAAGUGGUUCCCUUUCACUCCGGAAAGCGGCAGCCAAUUUGAUGUAAUCGGGGACAUCGUGGGUCGGCGGCCCGCCCGUGAAGGCGGGCUACGAAUCGAGGUGGAGACCAUCGAGAAUGGGAAGAACAUUGUCCAUGCUUACGGUGCCGGCGGACGAGGGUUUGAGCUAUCUCGAGGCGUCGCAGAAGAUGCCACGGCGUUGAUGUUAGACAAGGGGCUCUUGAGUGUCCAGGAUAAGGCUGCUUUGUAG
Molecule: messenger RNA, 1155 nt
Organism: Penicillium oxalicum
Lineage: Eukaryota; Fungi; Ascomycota; Eurotiomycetes; Eurotiales; Aspergillaceae
Product: FAD-dependent oxidoreductase
Exons: 2
Coding region: 1-1155 (384 amino acids)
Molecular function (GO): D-amino-acid oxidase activity; FAD binding
Source: RefSeq, a predicted model, not a curated record